Molecule: messenger RNA, 1398 nt
Organism: Malassezia pachydermatis
Lineage: Eukaryota; Fungi; Basidiomycota; Malasseziomycetes; Malasseziales; Malasseziaceae
Product: set domain-containing protein
Exons: 3
Coding region: 1-1398 (465 amino acids)
Molecular function (GO): protein binding
Source: RefSeq, a predicted model, not a curated record
AUGUCGUGUGCCCCCACCGAGGAUCAGGUCGUCGAGGCGGCACGCCCCUACAUUGAGCGCACUGAACCUCUUGGCCUAGCCAAGCUCCUUACGACGCUGCAAGCCGAACACCAAUGGACGCUAAGUGAGAAGCGGCUCAAGAAGAUCUUGAUUGCAUCAGGUCUGCGCGAUGGACCACGCAAGCCAUGGAUCCCUGUAUCGUCUCUGGACGAUACCGUGCCUAUGCCGCCCGGCGUCGAGCCUAGAUACUUUGACCACGUGAAAGGUCGUGGUCUCGUAGCGACCAAGACCUACGCAGAAGGGCAGUCGAUCUUUGUCGAAGAUGCAUACGUGGCUGCCCCCCCGCCCAGCCAGCUCAGCAAUAUGCUCCAGGGCCAAAUCUGUACCAACUGUUUCCUACCUACCUCCGGCACGUCGCUUUCUGUUGCAUGUGGUGCUGGCUCGUGUGGCGCCCGAUUCUGUCAUCGCAUGUGCCAAUCCAAGGCCAUGGCGCAUCACCAUGCAUUGCUGUGCCCCGGAACCAACCCUGGCGCCAAGGCUCUACUGACAUUCAUGCAGCAGUACCAAUGGCAUUCAAUUCAUACCGUGGCACGCAUGCUCGCUCGCACUGUGCUGACAGGCGCCACGGUCAAGCCAUCCUCCAUCUCGCCUACCACCGGCGCUACAGUGCAUGGCCUCCCCUCGCAUGACGCGCCAGCGACGUGGACCGAGACUGUACACCAUCUCGACUCCUUUGCGACCGUAUCCGAACUUGAACGACGUGCACGUAACCCUGGCUGGGAACUGGAACGUGCUGGCUUCCUACCUGCGCUGCAACGUGCUCAUGUCCUCAUGGCCGACGCCUUGGAUCCUACACGGCCCUCUCGGCCACGCCGCUUCCCUGUCCCAGCCACAGCGCUGCCUGCCAAGGAACUAGAACGGCUGUUCUCCUGGGAUAUGUUUUUGCAACUCCUGGGUCGCGCCAACAUCAACAUGGAGAGCCACGGCGGAAUGUACUUGGUGCACAGCCACUUAAAUCAUGAUUGCACUCCGAACGUCUCCAUUCGUCACAUGCCUGGCCGAAACGGUGUCCGCCCAGCCACGCGCAUCACGGCCCAGGCCUUACGGUCGAUUGCGCCUGGCGAUGAGCUCGCGAUCAGCUAUGUCGAUCCUUCGUUGCCAGUAGACCGACGUCGUCUGUUGCUGUGGCGCGACUACUGCUUUGGUCCUUGUAUGUGCCAGCGGUGUGUCGACGAAAGUGCCUCAUCAACUGAGUCUGUGCCGACCGACGUCGACGCAGAAAAGGCCUCGAAGCUCGCUCGGGCACCGAUGCCAUCGACGACAAAAAGUGCCGACACGCAAGACAAGCCAGACCCAGUCUCGCUCGAGCAGGAGCUGCGUACAUCGCUUGGUUUCUAG